CACACUUCAUUGCGUCGAGAUGUGACGUGCAGAUGGUGAUGAUCAUCCCGGUAUAUGCGUUGGUGUCCUUAACAAACAUUUCAAAAUCCUUUAAUACUCAUGAAACUCGAGCCGAUCUCCAUUCACCCAGCCAGAGGUUGAUAACAAAGCCACCUUCAUAAUCUUCUCCCUUCUAUCCCUCCCCCUACCACCCCACCCCACCCACCCACUCAAUGCCUUUAACCCCAGCUCCCACCACCCCAAAACCUUUACCCCAUCCUACCUUCAUAAUGGUUCAGACAUGUGAUACAGAUGCCUCAAUGCAGAGGUGUGUGGGAGAAGGGAUGGAUUCAAGCGAAGUAGAGGUAGAUCGAAAAAAUAUUAGAGGGGGUGAUUAGACAUGACAUGAAACAGUUCCAACUUAGGGUAAAAGCUAGGGAAAAAGCAGUUUUUCAGGUGAAGAUCAUCCAUUUGUUAAAGAAAUAAGGUGGUGUUACAUUGCUAAAGAAUCUCAUGGAGGAAAAGCAAUUGAAGUUUAAUCAGCCUCUUCUGUCAGUCAGACGAAUUGCUCCGGCAAUGAUUUCCCAGAGAUAUGAGAAAAAGAAAACUAACAACUCCUUUCCCACUAUGACACAUCCUCCUCAUUACAAAUCGGAAUUGAAGUCAGGUCUAGUGGGGAAGCCAGGCACUGUUCCUUUCCUUUGGGAACAGAUCCCCGGAAGACCUAAGGAUGAGAGCAGACCACAAACUUGUCUCACGGAAAAGCCUCCUACUGCCCCUAAACCUCCCCCUGGGUGGAAGUUAAGAGAUAACCAGGAUUUCAAUCAAAAAGGAAAAGUUCAAAAUGUCAUGCCGAGUUGCAUUUCUUCUGAUGAAAAUGUAAAGAAGAUUGAGAGUUUUGACAGCUCGAAAGAAAUGAUGGACGAUAAGGAAAAGAUUGAAUCGGAGGAUGACGAUGAAGUCUAUUUGGAUGCCCUGGAUACACUUUCAAGAACUGAAUCAUCCUUGCUAAAUUGUAGUGUUAGUGGCGUAAGUGGAUUUGAUGAGCUGAGUGCAAAACAAUCUGGAACAUCUUCAACGAAUCCACAGACUAAGGAUUUCAUGAUGGGCCGGUUUCUACCAGCAGCUAAGGCAAUGACUUCAGAUAAGACUUCAGAAACACCUUACUACGUUCGCAAGAAGCAACCACCUGUCGAGGAUCAACUAAGACAGCUAAAGAAGGUAAUAAAUGGGGAUAGACGGCCUCAAUUGCGCUAUGGACCUAGUUUUACACUUUAUCAUUCCGAAGCGCAUGACAAUAAAGAAGAAGAAGAAAGUGAUGAUGACCGUUAUGAUAAUGGAAAUUUACCUGCUAAAAUUUGUGGAUUGUUGCCUCAUUUUUGCUUGAAAAAUUCUUUUCGUCUUCUGAAACCUGUACCUGCAACAAGUGUUAGAACUCGAAUACCCCUCUCUCUUGUCAGUAGAAUGCAAACUGGAUCCUCUUCUACUGCUUCUUAUAGCGGAACCGAGAAUGAGCAAUCAACAUCUGAUGUAAGUGAGCAAAAGUCUGUCGUUGGAUCCAUAACAAAUGAUGUCAAGGGCAGGGUCUAUUCAACUUCUGGUAAUGACCCUUGCUAUAAUAAAACAAUCCUUGGCACUAAUGCCGAAGAAGAUAAUCCCAUGGUGAAGUGCAGCGGCUUGCAGGAAAGAACCUGUCGAAGGCUUCAUGAAGUAUUAUCCAAUCAGACCAAUAGCAGGGAAGUAGAUGUUUUAACUCCUUUCGUAGAGAAAACUCUGUACAUAGAUAUUGUGCAUAAAAUGGAUUCGUCAGUUAAGUUACAAGAUGAGGACGUUGAGAUACUUGAACAGAUGACAGAACAAAAAUCGUUUGUAGAUUCUUCACUUGAUUCGUCCGAGGCUUCAUUAAAGACAUACCUUCAAAGGAAAGCUGACUUUAAUCCACCAUGUUCAGCAGAAAAACUGAACAGUGAAAAGGAGAUGAAAGCAUCGAUAGCUGCUGGUCAAGCUCAAGACUGUCACCAAGAUGGAAUGACCUUAGCAAAGCCUGACGCUGACGGUAGAGCAAAAACCAGAAAGCCAAUUCAGAGAAAAGAAAAGUUAGAGAACUCAUGCAAAGUGCACCCAGAGUUUCUUGUUCCUCCUCCACCGUUACCAAAAUCUCCAUCAGAUUCAUGGCUUUGCCGCACUCUGCCUUCUUUAUCGACAAAGAAUGCAUCUUCACGGGCUUAUAUCUCUAUAGGACUAAAUCCUAAUGAUCAGUCUUCUAAGCCACUACCUAAUGAUUCCAAGUGGGAAACAAUUGUUAAAAUGACAAAGAAGCAACAACAUUUGUGAAACCCUGAGGAACUCGGGGCUUUGACAUAUACACAAGAAGCUCGGUAGGAGACAUGAAGGCUUUUCUGAACUCUGCUGGUUUGUUUCUCACGCUUUCUUGUACAUAUCAGAUAGUACAAUUGGCGCGAAGGUGACCGAUGAAUAUAUUGUUUGCUGUAUAGACUCUACAUUGUUUUCAGUUGUAAUGGCUUAAUAACUGCCAACUCAUAUCAUGUAAAUACAUGAUGGAAUAAGAGGUAUCUGUACAGGUGAACAUGAAAUUCAAUGUAAAGUUAAUCCCUUGCAUGCUGUAAGGGAUUUGUGGAGAAA
Capsicum annuum is the source of this 2622-nucleotide messenger RNA. RefSeq lists its product as uncharacterized. The transcript has 5 exons. Lineage: Eukaryota; Viridiplantae; Streptophyta; Magnoliopsida; Solanales; Solanaceae. The record is from RefSeq and is a predicted model, not a curated record. Bases 493 to 2313 code for a protein of 606 amino acids.